CAGGGCUUUCACGUGAGGGGGUGUUUGCUCCGCACGCAACAGAUGGCAGUGCCAGUGGAGGGUGCGCAGGGUCUGGGGUCUCAGGGUGCCUCUGGGUCUGCCCCAACACUGCCACCUGCUGCUGCAGCGCGUCUUCCCUUUCCUUGUCUCCCUCGGCUUUCCCUCCUCUCGCUCCUGGGGUAAUGCCUUUAAGGUCCCUUUUCUCUCUGCUCAUUGGGGGGCCUCGCCCUGGAUUCCCCAGCACGUGCUGAGGACUCCCCACCUGGGUCAACCCUUCCCUUCGGGUUUGUCCUGAAGCACCUCCUGUCUCCCCUUCUGUAUACUCCUCUGGGUCUGCGCCGGGAUCCUGGGAGGAAACGUCAUCUCAUCUACCCUGUGGUUCUCCAUGGAGACCUUCCUGGAAUAAAGGGCAUCAGUGGGAGAAAAUACACUUGAGUACACGUGGACACCUCCUCGCUCACCUGGGGAAGACCCAGGAACACUGAGUGACCCACCAACAUGGUCUCUGCCCCCUGUGCAAUGACAUCUUCAACCCCAGAGAAAGGACAGAGGAUGGGGGUCAGCCCUGGGGGGCAGUGGGAAGCCCAGCUACAAGGGUGCGAGUGGUGCGGUCCUAAGGGGCCGCCUCUCCCUCUGAUAAGGGAUGGAGAGAUUUGGACAAAUCCUUCCAACGUGAGAACCUGGACGCCUCCUCACGGGGAUGUUCUCUUAUUCGUGGAAAUGAGUCUCACAAAAGGUCAACCUCCACCCGCCUGUCGGAGCCCCUCCGUCUGACUCCCAGGAGCGCCCAGUAAAUGUAAUCCUCCUGUAACAGAAGUGCCGGUAGAGCCGCGAGUGUCCUCCCCAGGGUCCACACAGGCUCACACCCCUGCAUCCGAUUAAUGCACGUGCUGGGGCAGCUCAGCCUCUUGGUAAUUACCAGAUGGAAAUCUACCUAUCAACUCCCCCUGUCUUUUUCAUCCUCCAUGACGAGGGGAGGCCGUUGGCCCCUCACCUUCCUGUGCUGGGCCUGUCUGCUCCAGUCCUGCUGUGUGGCUCAGCCUGCUGCCCAGAGAUGGUGUCAUUGAAGGACGUGGCUGUGAACUUCCCCUGGCAGGAAUGGGAAGACCUGAAUGAUGCUCAGAGGACCCUGUACCGGAUGGCUGACCUCUCGGAGCUCCCGAAGGAGGGGACCAAGGAAGCACAGGACCGGACAGAAAACACCCAGUUUGUGAAGCACUUCUUGAAAGGCAACAUCAGGAGGGAGCUGUUUAAGCUGGCCACCGCCGCGCUUUACUUCACCUACUCGGCCCUGGAGGAGGAAAUGAGCCGCAACAAAGACCACCCCGCCUUCGCCCCCUUGUACUUCCCCCUGGAGCUGCACCGCAAGGAGGCGCUGGUCAAGGACAUGGAGUAUUUCUUUGGCGAGGGCUGGGAGACGCGCGUGCAGUGCUCCGAGGCUGCCCGCAAGUACGUGGAGCGGAUCCACUACGUGGGGCAGAACACGCCGGAGCUGCUGGUGGCCCACGCCUACACCCGCUACAUGGGGGACCUGUCCGGGGGCCAGGUGCUGAAGAAGGUGGCCCAGCGGGCCCUGAAACUCCCCAGCACGGGGGAGGGGACCCAGUUCUACCUGUUUGAGAACAUAGACAAUGCCCAGCAGUUCAAGCAGCUCUACCGGGCCAGGAUGAACGCGCUGGACCUGAGCGCGAAGACCAGAGAGAAGAUCGUGGAGGAGGCCAACAAGGCCUUUGAGCACAACAUGCAGAUCUUCAAUGAACUGGACCAGGCUGGCUCCUUGCUGGCCAAGGAGGCUGUGGAGGAUGGACUCCCUGUGCAUGAUGGGAAAGGAGAUGUGUGCAAAUGCCCCUACUACACCGCUAAACAAGACAAAGGGAGGUCUUGUGCCCUGGAGGGCAGCGGAUGCCCCUUUGGAAUGGCCCUGGCUAUGCUGAGCAAGUCCAGUCUCCAGUUUGUUCUGGCCACCAGUGUGGCCCUGGCCGCCGGCUUUCUGGCCUGGUACUACAUGUGACGGACUCGCCGCCCCACACGGGCCCGCCCCACCUCCGCUGGACCGAGGGCCACCGCGUGGGACUUUCAGACGCGGGGUCUGACACAAGCAGCAACCAAUAAAGCCAGACGCUAACGUCUCUGCCUGUCACUGUCCUCUCUGCGGGCAGACGCUGAGCUGGGCGCAAGCCCGGCCUCUCUGCA
Messenger RNA from Talpa occidentalis (Iberian mole), 2193 nucleotides. RefSeq names its product heme oxygenase 2. The transcript is spliced from 6 exons. Lineage: Eukaryota; Metazoa; Chordata; Mammalia; Eulipotyphla; Talpidae. Gene Ontology annotation, molecular function: heme oxygenase (decyclizing) activity; heme binding. The record is from RefSeq and is a predicted model, not a curated record. Gene Ontology annotation, biological process: regulation of DNA-templated transcription; heme catabolic process; heme oxidation. The coding region runs from base 923 to 2011 and encodes 362 amino acids.